GGAGACUUGUAAAACUGUCCAUUGGUGCCGUUUUGGUAAUUUACUUCGCGACAUGUCGAAUCUGCGUCUUUCUGAAUUGUGACCAGGCAUAUGAUUGGACGCCCCUGCAGUGGGGUCCUAAAGAAUAAGGAACUAAGGAUGACAGUCCAUAACUUGUACAUAUUUGACCGAAACGGAAAGUGUUUAUAUUACAACGAAUGGAACCGUAAGAAGCAAGCUGGCAUCUCAAAGGAUGAGGAGUUUAAGCUGAUGUAUGGGAUGCUGUUUUCCAUCCGCUCCUUUGUCUCUAAGAUGUCUCCACUGGACUUGAAGGACGGAUUUUUGUCCUUCCAGACAAGCCGGUAUCGUCUUCACUACUUUGAGACUCCCAGUGGACUCAUGUUUGUCAUGAACACCGACCUGUCAGUUAACAACGCCAGAGACACACUGCAACACAUCUACAGCAAUUUGUACGUGGAGAAUAUUGUCAAGAACCCAACAUGCAUACUGGGUGACGCUUUGGACAGUGAGCUCUUCAGCACACGACUGGAUGCUUUUAUCAAAGCCCUACCAUAUUACAGCCCCCGCCCCAUUUAAAGCUUUUCUUAUAUACAUGAAAGAACAUGGUUGACAAAAAGUGGAAGUGGAGAUUUUUUGACUCAAUACAUUAAACUGGUGCAGCAGUU
This is a messenger RNA of Nerophis ophidion (straightnose pipefish), 665 nucleotides long. RefSeq names its product trafficking protein particle complex subunit 1 (gene trappc1). The record is from RefSeq and is a predicted model, not a curated record. The coding region runs from base 91 to 576 and encodes 161 amino acids. Gene Ontology annotation, biological process: endoplasmic reticulum to Golgi vesicle-mediated transport. NCBI's taxonomy places the organism in Eukaryota, Metazoa, Chordata, Actinopteri, Syngnathiformes, Syngnathidae. Gene Ontology annotation, cellular component: TRAPP complex. The transcript has 5 exons.